Messenger RNA from Papaver somniferum (opium poppy), 1031 nucleotides. RefSeq names its product two-component response regulator ARR2-like. The record is from RefSeq and is a predicted model, not a curated record. The transcript is spliced from 4 exons. Gene Ontology annotation, biological process: phosphorelay signal transduction system; cytokinin-activated signaling pathway. Lineage: Eukaryota; Viridiplantae; Streptophyta; Magnoliopsida; Ranunculales; Papaveraceae. Bases 1 to 753 code for a protein of 250 amino acids.
AUGAGUAGAGGUUUAGAAGAAAGUUCACAAGAAACACAACAACAUGAAGUGGUGAAGAAAGAAAACCCUACCAAUGAAGGGCUACCAGAGAAGUUUCCGGAAGGUGUUCGGGUUUUGGUUACUGAUGAUGAUCCUGAGUUUCUUCAACAUAUUGAAAAGUUGCUUAAAGAACUUCUCUAUCAAGUUACCACAUAUAGUAAGCUUCAAGCUGAGAACGUAUUGUCUACUCUACAAGCUGCCAGAAACAAAUUUGAUAUCGUUUUGAGUAGUGUACAUAUGGCCAAUAUGGAUGGUUUGGAGCUGCUUAAACACAUGUUAGCAGAAAUGGAUAUACCUGUGGUCAUGAUGAUGUCAAGCGAGGACGACAAUAAUAUUGUCAUCAAGUGUCUCACUGAAGGAGCAUGUGAUUGCUUAAUUAAGCCGAUUGAAAGAAAGGACAUAGAACUUAUAUUUAAGCAUGUGAUCAUCCGAAAGAUGAGAGUAGAACACUCGUGUGAAUGUGAAUGCCACCACAAAUCACCAGAAACAUCAGAUUUCGGUGUAGCUUUAGGAAACAGCAAAUCCUUGAGGAAGAGGAAAAAUGGGGAGGCAAUCGACAAGGAUGUGGAUACCAGUGGUAUGUCUAUGGCAAAGAAAACAAGAAUUGUCUGGACUGACGAACUCAAUCGGAAAUUUGACGCAGUCAUAGAAAAGCUUGGAAUUGAAAGUACAAUUCUUACCCUUUACCUUUCGUAUUUUUGCAAUGUGCCUUAGGGAGUCUUUUGUUUCAUUUUCGUCUAGUUUUGUUUGCAAUAUUCAUAAAGGCUGAAUAUUUUUGUGUUACUUGAUAAUUUAGAGGCUGUUCCAAAGAAAAUUCUCCAGCUAAUGAAUGUUCCCGGGCUUAAAAGAGAACAUGUUGCUAGCCACCUUCAGAAAUACCGCCAGAGUUAUAGAAAAUCACAAGGCUAUCCUGCAUGUAAUCUGAAUACGCCUAUGAAUCAACCAGAAUCACACUUGGCACCUUUAUUGCAUGGCGGUAUCCAGUACUCAAA